AUGGCCCAAGCAAGUGACAGCAGCGCAAUGGAGGUCGAGGAGGUCUCGAACCAGACAGUCAAGAAGCGUUUCGAGGUCAAAAAGUGGAGUGCUGUCGCUCUCUGGGCGUGGGACAUUCAAGUCGACAACUGCGCCAUUUGCCGCAAUCACAUCAUGGAUCUGUGCAUCGAGUGCCAGGCAAAUCAAGCUGCUGGACUCAAGGAGGAAUGUACUGUUGCCUGGGGUAACUGCAAUCAUGCGUUCCAUUUCCACUGCAUCUCUCGUUGGCUCAAGACACGUCAGGUGUGCCCACUCGAUAACCGUGAGUGGGAGUUCCAAAAGUACGGACACUAA
This is a messenger RNA of Caenorhabditis briggsae, 333 nucleotides long. RefSeq names its product Protein CBR-RBX-1 (gene Cbr-rbx-1). The transcript is spliced from 3 exons. NCBI's taxonomy places the organism in Eukaryota, Metazoa, Nematoda, Chromadorea, Rhabditida, Rhabditidae. Gene Ontology annotation, biological process: ubiquitin-dependent protein catabolic process; protein ubiquitination. The record is from RefSeq and is a predicted model, not a curated record. The coding region runs from base 1 to 333 and encodes 110 amino acids. Gene Ontology annotation, molecular function: ubiquitin protein ligase activity; cullin family protein binding; zinc ion binding. Gene Ontology annotation, cellular component: nucleus; cullin-RING ubiquitin ligase complex.